AUGAGUGGUGGGGAAUCCAUUGAUCCUUCGACCGUUCCAGUCCAUUCAUGUAUACGAAAUCUGCUGAUCAGGGGCCUCGAUGUUCCAUUGCUCUCGAAAUCCAUCGUCAACCAGGAGCAGUCUCGGGUUUGCGACCCAGUAGAAAUACAAGGCUCUCGAUGUGAUUCUGAUCAUGCUCCUAGAGCACUUGAGGACGAGCUUGCCCCAAUCUGGACCAUGGUUGUUGUUUGCGAUAGGCCUCCUAACUAUGGAUGCUGUAACAGUACACCUCUCAUCGGGCUCCAAGGCGGAACUCGCUGCCUGGUACUCCUACACAGCCCUGAUUUGGCAAGCCUCUGUAAGGAAUUCGGACAUCCCAGAAUGUACCUUCCUACUCACAUCCCAUCGGUCCAGGCUUUUCAUCCCAAUCCCAUUACUCUGGAAAGUAAAAACAUCGUUCUCGAGGUAAUACACAAUCCUUUGUACAUGCAAGGAUCACCCAAGAGAAGACGCCUUCUAACUGAUCUGAUCGUGAAUAGAAAACUCGUCAUCGCCAUAUUUCUCAGCUCCGGCAUCUUCGUCAUCAGCGCGUCGCUUAUUCGAACCGCUCUCACAUUAAAAGCAGAACCGUCUAGCAUCACCGUGAACCGAUGGGGAAUCCGCGAAACCUUUGUCGGUGUCGCCACAGUUAACCUUCCCAUUCUGCGCCCGCUGUUUACCAAGAGAUUUUGGAAGUCGAAUUACGUGGAGGAUGGCUCCAGCGGUCAUCCAUACGGAUACCAUGGAGGAUCGGAAUCGUACAACUUGACGACACGGACAAAGAAGAGCACACGGCGGGAGAGUAUGAAGGCGAUUAAUGAGUCUAGUCAGGAUGGAAGUUACGACGUCUAUAUCAGUACGAGCUAUAACGUGAAGGUCGAACAAAAGGAUACGCGCGAAGGCGUAUCAUCCGACAGCCAUCAAUUCGGACUUCAUCCCAGUAGUGUCUGGGAGAUUGAUAAAAAGUCGAUAGUCUAA
This is a messenger RNA of Aspergillus caelatus, 996 nucleotides long. RefSeq lists its product as uncharacterized. The record is from RefSeq and is a predicted model, not a curated record. Lineage: Eukaryota; Fungi; Ascomycota; Eurotiomycetes; Eurotiales; Aspergillaceae. The coding region runs from base 1 to 996 and encodes 331 amino acids. The transcript is spliced from 6 exons.